AGAGCCGGCCCACGGCAUAGGCGGCCUAGACCGUUGCCUAGGGCGCCAUCUGGUGAGGGGGCGCCAAAUGGCAGUCUCCCUCUCAGUCUUUCUUUCCUUUUUUUUUAAAUUUUUUUUUAUUCACUUUCUUAAUGCACCAUUAUGUUUACUCUCAGUCUCUCAACCUAUAAAUAACUACAAAUUUUGUGAAACUUAAAAUAAAACUCGUUUUCACUAAUCAUGACUCACAACUCUCGCGAGUUGUGAGUCACGCAUGCAUCCUUUUCCAUCUGAUCUGCGGCGCCGCCGCCGGGGCGGCGCCCCGCGCUACUACAGCAUGCUGUUGAGUUUACAAGGUGAGUGAGUGGGGGAUGGGCAGCGCAUCCCAUCAGUUUAUUGAUGAGAUGGUCGUCGUCGUAGCGCUGUCAUUUUUGUAAACAUAAAACUUUUAUCAUGAAAAGGCUGUCCAAGCCUUCGGGUGCUGCUUUCAGAAAGCGAAGAAGAGAAGAGGAGGAGAAACGGGCUCAAAGUCGAGAUGCUCUGAGAAAAUAUCUACAGCCACGACAGGGGCCAACUGUAGAAGCUGCUGCAGAAGAGGCAGCAAGCUCGGUCUCACAGUUACCUUCUCCUGUGGCUGUUAGUGACAGUGACAGUGAACAUUCAUCUCAAGCAUUAAGCAGAAGCACAGCAGUGAUUGAGACACAACUUCAAAAUGUUGAUGCUGGAGCAGUCAGUGAAGCACCAAGCAGCAGCACUGUAAUUCUUCAGACACCACCUCAAACGGUUGAACCAGAAGGACCCAGCACCAGCAGUCUCAAUACAAUCCGCCAGCCUACAGGCGCUCCAUCAACAUCAACAGAUGUAUGUGAGCCCAUCUCAGCAGCCCCCAUUGAUCCCGCUGAUUGGCCACCCAACUUGUCUGAUUCAGAGAGGACUGAAUUGGUUAGUCGAGGACCACCUGUAAUAAGGUCAGACUUCUCGUUCCCCAAAAAACAGGAUGGAAGAAGUUGCCAUCACCGCCAUUUCUUCAGACUGUUGACCAAUGGGGAAAAAAUCAAAAGGUCAUGGCUCAUGUAUUCAAAAAAGAAAGAUAGUUUGUACUGUUUCUGCUGCAAGCUCUUCUCACAGAAGACUUUUAAACUUAGCAAGGAUGGCACUGAUGACUGGAAAAACUGUGGUGACAUACUUAAAACACAUGAAAACAGUAAAGAACACACAAAUAACAUGGGAAGCUGGAGAGAACUUGAAAGUCGUUCAAAAAAGGGUCAAACAAUUGACAAUAUUGAGAUGGCCAUAAUACAUGCUGAAAGGAGGAGAUGGCGGGAAGUUCUCACCAGACUUGUGGCAAUUAUUAAGUCACUGGCAGAGAGAAAUAUUGCACUCAGGGGUUCCACAGACCAACUUAAUCAGCCAAACAAUGGAAAUUUCCUUAAGGAAGUGGAGUUAAUGGCUCAGUUUGAUCCUGUGCUGAAAGAGCACAUUAUUAAGAUUGAAGGAGGAGCCAGUCACACAACCUACCUGGGGAAGACCAUUCAAAAUGAACUGAUUGACUGCCUUAGUGAAAGGAUUUUGCAUGCCAUUGUAAAGGAAAUCAAUGAGUCCAAAUAUUACGCAAUCAUUUUAGACUGCACACCUGAUGUGAGCCAUGUGGAGCAAUUAUCAGUUAUAAUUCGCAUUGUCUCUGUUGAAGGCACUCCACAGAUUAAAGAACAUUUUCUGGGGUUUCUAGAGGCAGAGGAAACAACAGGAGAAGGCCUCUCAGCCCUCAUUCUUAAGAAAUUACUACAACUUAAUAUCCCAUUUGAUGACUGCAGAGGGCAAUCAUAUGACAAUGGAGCAAACAUGAAGGGCAAAAAUAAGGGAGUCCAAGCUAGACUGCUCCAGGUCAACCCGAGGGCUUUAUUUGUGCCAUGUGGAGCACACACUGUGAACUUGGUUGUCUCUGAUGCAGCAAAAAGCUCUGCUGAAGCCACAUGUUACUUUGGCUACCUGCAGAAACUCUUUAAUCUGUUUUCUGCUUCCACUCAGAGGUGGGCAACUUUAAAAGAGCAUGUGGACAUAACAGUGAAGUCCUGGGCAGACACAAGGUGGGAGAGCAGAAUCAACAGUGUGGCGGCUGUUAGAUUCCAGGCUGGAAAAGUCAGAGAUGCGCUUUUAGAAGUCCGUAACGCUGCUUCAGAUCCAACUAUAAAGAUUGAAUCACAGUCUUUGGCAGAAGAAAUUGGGUCAUACCGGUUUUGUAUUUGCACUGUGGUAUGGUUUGAAAUUCUCUCCAAAAUACAGAUAGUGAACAAACAUCUUCAGUCUCAGACCAUGCAGUUGGAUGUAGCUGUUGACCUUCUUGAGAAAGCUGAAGCGUCCCUUGCCAGCUACAGAAACACUGGCUUUGAUGAAGCCCUAAAAUCUGCCAAAGAGAUGUGCGAGAACAUGAAUGUAGUUGCUGCCCUCAAAGAGAAAAGACUCAGAACUACAAAACAACAGUUCUCUUACGAAGCCCCAGAUGAACCUCAGACAGAUGCCUUGAAGAAAAUGGAGGUUUCAUUCUUCAACACCAUUGUGGAUGUGGCCAUUUCAUCCUUGAGGGAAAGAACUGGAAUGAUGAGUGAUGUAGCUGAUAAAUUCAGAGUCCUCAUCAACUUUCCCAAACUGAACGCAGAAGACCUUGAGAAACAAGCAAAAGAUCUGUGUCAAACCCUUUCCUUUGGAGAGAAAAGUGACCUGAACAUUGAAGAAUUAAUCAUGGAACUGCAGUCUUUCCCAAAAUGGCCAAAGCAAAACAUGACAGCCUUUGAACUUCUUGUUUUUCUGGAGGAGAAAGGCCUGAAAGAGGUUUUUCCAAACAUGUGGGUGGCACUGAGAAUUGCUGUCACUACCCCUGUGACAGUUGCAUCAGCAGAAAGAAGCUUCUCCAAACUGAAGCUCAUCAAAAAUUACCUGAGGUCCACCAUGUCACAGGAGCGACUUAAUGGGCUGGCAGUGAUGAGUAUUAAUAGAGAAAUAUCCAGACAGAUUUCGUAUGAUGCAACCAUAGAUGCCUUUGCUGCACGCAAGUCAAGACGUGUGAAGUUUUAGACAAAAACACUUGACAAACAGAAGAGUUUUGUUAGUUCAUUUUUGCUAUUUAUUUUUUACAUUAUUUAUUUUAAUUAUUACAUUGUAAAUAAUUAUUAUGGUGAGAAUAGAAAAAAACAGCUGUUUUCCACAGAUUUUUGAAUUUGCACUAAGGCCUGUUCCCAGACAGAACGUUUAAUGUUUGGAAGUUUGUUUGCUUUUUUGUUUUGUUUUUGUACAUUUUGAGAUAUGUUUACUUCGUAGUUCAAGAAUUUGCAUUAGCACUUCCAGUUGUUUUCUUUUUCACAAUUGGAACAGAGUCAAGUGUUGUGGCAUUACCUAAUGUGUAUUACAACUGUGAGUGUAAAGUUUAAAGUAAUUUUGAUAUUGCACUGUUUUGCAUUAUUUGUGGAUUUGCACUGUUGCACUUCUUUUAUCCCAGAAAACUUGAAAGUUUUGUGUAUUAUAAUUUUAUAAAGCAAUGUUCUUAUUAUUCAAGAAGUAUCAUGUUUUUUUUUUAAACAUUUAAAACUCAACAGUAAGUAUAUUGUUUUUACCCCUACCUCGAUUUUGAUUCCUUGAAGACUCAUUUUGUCGGAAAUAUGAGGCUUUUUCGUAACUUCCUAAAACCUCCUUGGUUUAAAAGAUUGGUAACUGUACUUACCCUCUGUCGCCACACGAUGGCAGCCAAGGACAGGCAAUUUCCAGAGAUAAGCUCACAAACAAACAGGCGACCUUUCACCCAGUAACGAGGCAUAAGCUGCUGCGGCAAUUAAGAGAAAAAAAAACACGGAGGAAGGCAAUCUUUUAGGAGAACAGUGAACAGGGAGAAGAGGCUCUGCUGUUUGUGACGUAGAAGCAACAGACAGCUCGUUUUUCUCAGGUCUGGGAGGGGCUGCUAGUUGAGCAGCAGAAACAGGAAAAGCACAAACAAACGGGGACAAAAAAAAAACACUUUGGGGGUGUUUUUGAAGAGGAAAUAACAGUAUGACAUGGUUAAAACCUACAAAAAGUGGAUUUUGCAUGAUAUAGCUCCUAUUGUUAUGAUUAUGUUAACAAAUUAAAGCAGGUCUUUAGUGUAGACACCUCUGCUGAAUCUCUGCGCAGAGAUUUAUGGGAAAGUGUAUUGGAUUCGAAGGGGGGGGGGGGCGCCGUAUUACUAUUUUGCCUAGGGUGCCUGUGAACCUAGGGCCG
Messenger RNA from Acanthochromis polyacanthus (spiny chromis), 4224 nucleotides. RefSeq names its product zinc finger MYM-type protein 1-like. NCBI's taxonomy places the organism in Eukaryota, Metazoa, Chordata, Actinopteri, Pomacentridae. The transcript is spliced from 5 exons. Gene Ontology annotation, molecular function: protein dimerization activity. Bases 433 to 3051 code for a protein of 872 amino acids. The record is from RefSeq and is a predicted model, not a curated record.